Messenger RNA from Cuscuta europaea, 2298 nucleotides. The record is from the annotation of a GenBank genome assembly. NCBI's taxonomy places the organism in Eukaryota, Viridiplantae, Streptophyta, Magnoliopsida, Solanales, Convolvulaceae.
GAUUACUUUGAAUUUUUCGGUUCGUUCUUAUUCUUAAUCGGGUACCAAUGAUUUUUUGGUUACGGGUGGAUGGAUGAAAUACGGGAAAUUGGGGUUGAAUGCCGGUGAAUUUCCACCCACCCGUAAAACUCUGACCCGCUGGGAGUAGGCGGCAUAGGCAAGAGGGAGAAGUUACGCAUCACAGGGUGAUGGCCGGAGACCUCUUUGAAGAUUUGCCACCGCCCCAUGCUUCCUCUAAUACCGGAGUCUCCGGGAGCUCCCCUGCCGCCACUUCAGCUACACGCGUAGAAGCUUCCCCUGCACUUAAGAGCGCACUUAAGAGCGCUCUCAAACGUGCGAAGCCACCUCAGGAAACACCACCGGAAAGUAGCUUCUACUUCUGAAAAACGACUGAGAUUUAAAACCACCACCGAUGCAUCUGAAAGUCAAGUAAUAGAAGCUAUGGAGAAGAUAUCAUCACAUAUAAAGAACCCCUUAAAGUUCAAUAAGGCAUCAAAGCUUGCAAUCCAACUUAUUCAGGCCGGUAGUGUUAAACCCUCAACUAGUGAACAUUUUUUUGCUAUACUUGAAGCUGCAAUGUCAUCUCCCACCGCCUGCAAUGAGCCAUCAUUACGAGCUGAUUAUCAUGCAUUGCUCACUGCUUCUCAAGACGUUGUUGAGUGCCUCCCAAAGAAGCAGCAAAGUUUAUUUACCGUAUGGACAAUCAGAGCGAUCGUGGCCAAUGAUCUUUUCACCGAUGACAGUUUUGUGUUUUCAAAAGCUACUGGGAAAAUAAAAGAGGGCAUUUCAAACCUUCCACUUGCAACAAAAGAUGAUGACAUAGACGAAGCUGCUUCCUUGGAGGAUAAGACACAGGCUGAAAAUGCCAAUGGGCAGAAUCCUGACACUUCAUCUGAGGUAACAAUAGUAAAUAAUAAAGAGGAGCAAGACCCAUUUGGCCUGGAUGCUUUGAUUCCAAGCACGUCAAAAAAAGAUGGGAAAGCAAAGGCGCUCAAAGAAAGGAAAGAAGUGGAGGAUGCCAAGACACUUCUCAAGUCAAAACGAGAAGCAUGGAUAUUGUGCUUAGAGAUAGCAGCAAAACGCUACAAAACCCCAUGGUGCCAAACAGGAAUAGACAUCUUAGUGAAACAUGCCUUUGAUAAUGCGUCUAGGUUCACUUCUAAACAACGGGAAGCCAUUGGCAAACUGUGGGCGUCUGUCAGAGAGCAGCAGGUGAGGAGGAAGCACGGAAAAUCAGUCUCUGGCAAGCUGGACGUGAAUGGAUUUGAAUGGCUUCAGGAAAAAUACGCAAAUGAGAAGAUAAGUAUUCGGCACUCGGUUGGAGCCAGUGGUGAUAGGAAAUGUACACAGUGGCUUGGUUGAUCCAUAUAGUUUAUUAUCCUCUGUAAUAUUUGUUCAUUGUGAUCAUAUCUGCAAUUACCAAAUUGAUAGGAUGUGCUUACUGUGACCGAGUGUGACAUACUUAAUGAGUUACUGAUACUGAUUUUCAAUUCUUAUGGUUUAGCGUUUCAUCUUGAGUAAACCACUUGACGACUUGUGGGCUUGUUGCUGUCUUUAUUUGUGUAUUUUAUAUACUUCAAUUCAGUGUUUUUUGUAUUCCACAAUAUCCUAUAACCCAUACUUAAAUUCAGACUAGACCCUUCAAAUUUUGAUUUAAGAGAAACUCAAAUGGGAGGGUCGAGGGUGUGGUCUCCUCACACUUUCUUUCUUGUACGGGUCCAAAAUAAAGUUCAUACUUCUACUUUUGGUAAGUUUUUAAUAUAAACUUGCCCUUAUACAUUUACUUUAUUACACACUUUACACUCAUUUUCCCUCUUCCACUACAUUAAAUCUACUUUUUGUAGGGGUCUUAUGAAAAAGUCAAAAGUAAAAAUUCCAAUUUCUUAAAAACUGUAAAAUCAAAGUGUAAAGUUUAUUUGGGAAUUCCCUAUCAUACUUAUAAAAUCAAGAGCAGUCCAUCUUUACAAAAACUCGUAGAGUAGAAUUCAAGUGUCUACAAAUUUACAUCCACAAGGCUGCUAGUACAUCUACAAAACUACAGCUACACAGACAUCUUUAAAACCAGUUUCGUGAAGGUCAAGUUUGCUUAAUGGUAUAAAUAAUGAGCAAAAUCAAGCAACUUUCCACUUUGAUUAGAAGUAAACCUAGAUAUUUGCAGAUUAAUUUAAAUUUCAUAACAUGGAAAGAAUAUUUAAAAUAAUACGGGAAAUUUAGGAACACGUAACUUUUGAUUUUGCGCGAUAAGUUGUGUAAUAAUAAGAAAAAGUAAGAUUGAAGUUACUUUUUUGGCUCUAUGGA